Messenger RNA from Glarea lozoyensis ATCC 20868, 951 nucleotides. RefSeq lists its product as uncharacterized. Bases 1 to 951 code for a protein of 316 amino acids. Lineage: Eukaryota; Fungi; Ascomycota; Leotiomycetes; Helotiales; Helotiaceae. The transcript has a single exon. The record is from RefSeq and is a predicted model, not a curated record.
AUGCCAUACUCAAAAAUACCUGUGCUACUCUCAAGAAUCGACCAGGAUAUAAACCCCAACAGGGUGGUAGAGCACUAUAUUGACAGAUGGCACCAAAUUGUUAGCAACUACAGUGGGCGUUUUCUCACGAAAGAAGAAGAUAAACUUGUUGCUCUAUCCGGUCUGGCAAAAGUUUACACACCCCUUUUAGGGGAUGAGUACAUCGCCGGUAUAUGGCGAAGUCGAAUUUUCACCGAACUUUUGUGGCACGCAGAGACAGAAAGCUUCCCUGAAACGGAGCGGCCAUUAAGGUACCGUGCCCCUUCAUGGUCUUGGGCCUCUAUCGACGCUCAUAUAACUUGCCAUCAUGCCCUAAGCCCGUCUGACUUGCGAGGUCAAACUUGCUGCACUGUGCUCGAGGCCCAAGUGGAAACAUUGGGCCAUGAUACUACUGGUCAGGUAAAAGGAGGGUUUCUACGAGUGUCCGGAGUUUUACGACCUUGUCACUUCUGGACACAGCCGAAAGACCUUCGCCCACAAGUAUUACUUGACACGACCGAUCAUAUAGCAGAGAUUGUACUUACAGACUUCUUCCCCAUCAUUUUAGAAGCAAUGUUUGAUCACCCAUCAGAGAUCGAUGACAGUAUCCAAUUAUACUGUCUCCCUGUCUUACACUCCGUGCGCUCCAAUUUUAGAGGCAUGGUUGUGCGUGCCGGCUCCACACCAGAGACGUUUGAACGCGUUGGGAUGUUCUAUACCUCAAUUAGUGAGGAUGAUGGUCUCGAGACAUUCGCCAAAUUUGUGAUUGUCAUGUUCGAGAUCCCUGAGAGUUUUCUUGAUCAUCCGGACCCAUAUGAACGAUGGAGACGUUUGGUCGCGGAGGAAUACCAGAAGACUGGGUAUGUACGUCAGAGCCCCGAAUUGAUAGAGGGGCUUAAGAGGAUGGAGUGUCGUGAGAUUGUUAUUGUGUAG